AUGUCACCUCAAAUCCUUCUUGACGAUGAUGAAAAUGACAGCAAACGGCGGGCGCAAGCUGAGGACGCGGUCCAGGCACUGCCUGCUCCUCGUCGGCGGGGGCUAGCAUCAGCGGCUAUCCUUAUUGCUAAAGGUUUCUGGUCGCGCGCAUCCAAUGUCAUUACCGCAGCUUCUAGGGUUACCAACUCGGCUGGUCAGGAACAGCAGACCUUCCGUCGACAGACUCACGAGACCUCGGAUCUGGUGCUCCCCGGGGAGUUACAGGUAGCUCUGGUAGUUGACCAGCUCCGAGACCUUACCGCCAUCAACUACUGCCAACAGGGCGACAGCGGCUGCCAUAAUGAGGAGGCGCUGCGCCGCCGCGCCGCCAACCGAACCGACCCGGGGGUCGUUGAGGCGAUACGGAACUGGUGGAAGUGGCUGCCAAAGGUGCAGACGAACGUGAUUGCGGUAGUGGCAGCGGCGGCGCCGCCACCGCCGCCGCUGCCGCCGGCUUCGCCGUAUCAGGGCGUCGAGGAUGUCGAUGACCGUCAAUUGGAAGCCGGCGGGGUAGUGGAUGGGUCGGUUCUUCCGGCGGAAACGGAAGCGGCGGAAGCGGUUGACACAUCUCACCGCCGGCGUGACGACGGCGGGGUGACAGCGGCGGCCGGCUCGGCGGUGGCGGAGGGGGAUGAGAGAGGUGGCGACCCGCGUCUCCCUCUUCCCCAGCACCAGCAGGGGUCAGAAGGGCAGGGGAUGGCGGCAGAGGCACUCGGAGGCUGUUACCAGCCCCCGGGGGAUGGUGAAGAGGCGCAGGACGAGCAGGAGAUGCAGGAGGAGCACCUCCGUAACUCGGGCGCACAAAGCGGGUCCGGGGUCGAAGAGCCCUCCGGAGUUUCUGGCUUGUCUGUUGGCAGUCGUACAGCGCCCGCCAGUUCAUCUGCUCAACUGCUGGUUGGGGAGGACGCAGCCGCCGCCGUCGGGGGGGCCGCCAGCACUAACAGCAACGGUUUUUUAGGAGGUCCCGUCGGCCUUCAAGUUGCCGUACUGGACGAGCCCAUCUACUCCGCCAUGGUGGUGGUAAUUACCUGGGUAUUACUGCCGCGUUUCGGGAUCCGAGCGGAUCCCGAAUACGACCCAUCCGAGGACUGGUUGGACGACAAUGAAGGACUCCCCUACAUGGAUUUCAAGCACUUUUCCAACUCUCUGUUUGACCUGGCGGAUGCUUGGUCCCGGGGCCCGGAGGCCGUCCUGUGCCAGGAGCUGCUGGCGCCAGGGCCGUACAAGUCAGCGCCGUACAGUCAUCCUUCCCGCAUGCCGUCGCCGUCGCCCUCGUCGGACGGCCGUCGCGACACGGCGUUCAAGAUACCUCAGUACAAUCGGAUAGACGUGUCAGGUGUUCGCUCCCCGCUUGCGGACUACUUUCACAGCGGUGUACCGCGGCCCGACGCAGCUACUCUGGAGCAAUGGCGGCGGAGCCGUACGAGUAACAGUCGCCGUACUGUACGGGGAGAUGGUCGUGACGGAAAUCAAUCCGUGCAGCUCCGAGGCCGUUCCCCUCCGGCUGUGGCUCUGAGCGCCGAGGCCCUCGUCGGACAGCAUUCGCCUGGGGGCGGCCGAGAAGGCGGUGACGGCGCGGUGCUGAUGUACGAAGAGUACAUGCACGACAUGGCAUCACGUUACUUGGCGCAGCAGCGGAAGAUGCUAGUGGCCACGUCAGCCGGCGCAGCGGCGGCGGCAGGGCAGCUUCUGGCGGCAGCCGGGGUGAUGACGGACAGUGCCUGGGAGGGCGACGGCGACGGUGACUGUGAGGGCGCUGGUAGUGCAGCAGCUGCUGCCGCGGCGGCGGCGGGGGACUGUCCCGUCUCUAACCCCUUCACGACAAUGUCAUUGCGACCCGAAGGGUGGUCACAGGACGCACCAGACACCGCUGACACCACGGAGCUCAGCGCGUUCGCCACCGCCGCUGCGGCAGCGGCGGCCGCAUCGCCCAAUUCGACGCACCUACGCGGUGGCAGCGGCCUGGCUGUAACCACCACCAAUAGCACUUCGCCGGUCGGCGGGAUCUUGGCCGCCACACAGCUUCCGGUGUGUGUAGUGGGACGUGCCGUAGCGCCAGCGGAGCCGCCGUCACUGCCGGCAUGUACGAGUGGUGGCGGCGGCGGCGGCAGCCCGAGGUCCGGCAGCGGCUCCCGCGCCGCUAGGAGCCCGUUCCGGCGGCAAAGCCGAACGUGCUCGUCACCCACCGGUGCCGCCGUCGUGGCCGCCACCGCCACCGCCGCCGCCGCCGCCGCGGGCGCUACAGCUUCGCCAUCAGAGGAAAACGGCCUCCCUCCGCAACAACCAUUGACACGUGGGGCUCUGGAGGCGGCGUCAACGGCAGCGGCGUCACGGCCGGCGUCUCCGUCCCACCGCGGCGACGCAAGUUUGGGAGCAACCACUGGCGGCGGGGCGAGUCCGCACGACGAUGUGCUGCAACAGCAGGUCUCCGCUGACGGUUCCGCCGCCGCGUCGGCGGCUUUCGCCCAGGCGGAGGCGCAGGCGCAAGUGGUGAUGGCCUUCGCCACUGCGGCGUACCGGCUGGCUGACCCCAAUGUGCAUUCCCUGCUGCUGCCUGAGCGGCUGACCCCCCCGCCAUCACGUGAAGGCGCCCCACGGGCCCGUGCACAUGUACAACAAAACACGCACUCCCAUUCUCUCGGCCAAGCGUCGUCCAAUCGUAUGUACGGCGGCGCCGGCAGCACUUCCUCGCCGUACUCUCCAUCUGGCCGGGCGCGGCCGCCGACGGCGCCCAGUGGAGCGCUUCAUUCGCAUCAUCCUGCCGUACUGAACGACGUGAUCGUGCAACACGUCGCUGGUGCAGGCGGUGACGGCAGCGGCGGCGCGUCCGCACAUCGAACUGUUGCUUGGCCGCAGGUCCCGGCUUGUACGGCCUCCGAGCACCAGGCUGGUUUGCUCCCGCCGCCGCCAGCCGCCUCUGUCUCACCUCCGUCGACGCCCCCCCCCGCCGGCACCCGCCGUCCCUCCACCGCAGUCGCCGGCGGCGGCGCUAUCUCUUCGGUUGUGCUGAGCCCGCUAUCGCAUUCGUUCACCAUACAACCCAACACCAGCACCAACAACCAUUUCUGCAGUUCACUCAGCAAACUCAACUCCAACCACAUCCGCCGUCGCAGCAACAGCAUCAUGCUCAGCUACACCCUCAACGCCAAUACACACAAUCCUCCCAAUCGGCUACAGCGGCUCAGCCGAACCCCGGCGGCGGAUCCGGCGGUGGCGACGGCGGCGGCGGCGGAGGAGGAGGGGGAGGAGGAGGAGGAGGAGGAGGGUCCAUCCGCAUUAAAACUCGCCCUCCUUCUUCUCUUGCCGCCGCCUCGCGAACAUUCUUAUCCCGCGGCUGCUUUAGGGUCGCACGGCGAACGCGCGUCCCUCUCCAGCCCGCUGAUGGUUCACGCGGGGCCCUCCGGCGAGGGCACCGCCGGCGGGUCCGUACUGUCGCCCACCGCGGCUGCAGCGGCCAGCAACAGCCGGCGCGGCAGCCGCAGCAGCGGCUGUGGUGAUGAGGCCUCAUCCGCCGCCGCGGCGGCAGCGGCGGCAGGUUUCUUACGGUCUGUUGUCGGGGAGGCGCCGUCAGGCCUGGAGGCGGCUAGCGUCGGGGCCGGCAGCAGCGGCGGCGGCGGACCGCAUGCCUUCGCCAUGGCCCGGCGGUGCUCCCACACACACGAGUACGGCACGCAUCCCGGUAAUACCGCCCACGCCGUCGUGGCGUCGUCUUCGUUGGCGCCGUCGUCGUCUUUGGCGUCGGCAGCGGCGGCGGGCUGUGAAGUGAUCCGCAGUCCCGUACGGAUUCGGAGCAGCGACCCCGUCGGCUUUGCGGAUGCCGUUACAGCCGCCAGGAUGAAUGUCGCCAUCAUGGCUGACGAGCUCAUGCACCGCCAAGCGGAGCAGCGGGCCCAGGCUAAAAUGGGGAGGGAUCGAACCCUGCACCUGCGGCCCUCGACCGCCGCCGCAGCGAGGCGCUGGUUCCCCAACGGGUUUGGCGACUUCUUGGCGGCUCGUACGGCGGCUGGUGUGACCAUGGGAAGGGGGGAGGCGGAGGGCGUGGGGAGGGGGGUUGCCGGAGGGGGCGCGGCUGCGGGGCAGAGCGGCGGCGACGGCAGCACUAAUGGGGAGGUGGCGGCGGUGGUUUCGGAGCGAUUUGGAGGUGUGAUCCCGCCGCCUGCGAUGUGAGGGGGUGUUGUGAAGGGUUGCGGGAGAACGGUUUCGUGGGUUUGGGGCUGUGGGGGUUGUUCGUUAAGACCCGGGUUGUGAGGUCCAUAUUAUCUGUGCAUGUAUGACAUGCAUGUAUUUCUUUAUGAGCCGCACGGGAAAUGCGUAUUGUGCAUGUAUGUAUGCGUAUGUAUAUGUUUUCAGAGUGGAGUUUUUGAUGACGCGCGGGUAAAUAAUGUUGUAUAUGGCAAAGGUGUCGUACGCCCACAGCCGCACUUCCUUGUAGUUGUUGCACUGCAGAGGCUUUGGUUUCUGUUUGUUAGUUGUGCUGACGGGCCCCCCUUUUAUUUCCUCAUGAACUUUCUUAGGCGUGCCAAGCCCAGGUGAGCGGGGUGGGUGGGGGAACGACAACGUCCUCGCUCGUCCUCACUCCUCGCCGCAAUAGCCCCCAUAUUAAUAACCGCUCAUGGGCUCCUUGGGGUUGU
This is a messenger RNA of Volvox carteri f. nagariensis, 4670 nucleotides long. RefSeq lists its product as uncharacterized. NCBI's taxonomy places the organism in Eukaryota, Viridiplantae, Chlorophyta, Chlorophyceae, Chlamydomonadales, Volvocaceae. The record is from RefSeq and is a predicted model, not a curated record. The transcript is spliced from 15 exons. Bases 1 to 4206 code for a protein of 1401 amino acids.